Molecule: messenger RNA, 5229 nt
Organism: Rhinichthys klamathensis goyatoka
Lineage: Eukaryota; Metazoa; Chordata; Actinopteri; Cypriniformes; Leuciscidae
Gene: sox5
Product: SRY-box transcription factor 5
Exons: 17
Coding region: 277-2532 (751 amino acids)
Biological process (GO): cell fate commitment; positive regulation of chondrocyte differentiation; regulation of transcription by RNA polymerase II
Cellular component (GO): nucleus
Molecular function (GO): RNA polymerase II cis-regulatory region sequence-specific DNA binding; DNA-binding transcription factor activity, RNA polymerase II-specific
Source: RefSeq, a predicted model, not a curated record
GCGUUGUUGUUUGUGUGUGACCAGCCCUGGGAUUUCACCUCGUCCUUGAGAGACCAGCGCAAAUAAAACAUCCCGACCCUGUUUACCUCUCCCGGAGGGUCGUUUUCCUUCGAGACACGUGGACGAAGCCGUAAACAACAUUAGGGUUCAGUUGCUCACCAAUGGGUUUGUGGUCUGAAGACGAGCAGCACUCAUCUCUUUCACAUCCUUUGUAGGUAGAAGCAGAUACAAGAACAAAACCUUUUCACCACAAGAAGCCUCAACACAACUGACUGGAUGUCUUCCAAGCGACCAGCCUCUCCAUAUGGGGGAACAGAUGGAGAGGUAGUCAUGGCGACAAGCAGACAGCGAUUGGAGGAUGAAGAGGUUGACGGACAUGCUGUCAUUCACUUGCCCCUGAGUUCGUACUGCAGCAAAGUGUCCCCGCGAUCUCCUCGACUACUCGACAGCCCCCCAACACUACACGCGAACAUGGAUCAGGAUGGCUGUAAAGGCCUGGCCCUGAGCCCCUACCCCCAGCACAACUCGUCUACCUCACCCAGUAAGCAGCAGCAUCAGCAGCAGGAGGAGGGGUCCAUGCGGCCGGGCAGCGAACCCAGCUCCGCUUCAGCUCUGGGCACCCCAGAGAGACGCAAGGGCAGCCUGGCCGAUGUGGUCGACACGCUCAAACAGCGCAAGAUGGAGGAACUCAUCAAGAAUGAGCCAGAAGAGGCCCCCAGUAUUGAAAGGCUGUUGUCUAAGGACUGGAAGGACAAGCUAUUGGCCAUGGGUUCUGGCAACUUUGGGGAGAUCAAAGGCACCCCGGACAGCCUGGCGGAGAAAGAGCGCCAGCUGAUGGGGAUGAUCACGCAGCUCAGCAGUCUCAGAGAGCAGCUACUGGCCGCCCAUGAGGAGCAGAAGAAACUAGCCGCUUCGCAAAUUGAAAAACAGCGCCAGCAAAUGGAGUUGGCGAAACAGCAACAGGACCAGAUUGCACGACAACAGCAGCAACUUCUGCAGCAACAACACAAAAUCAACCUCCUGCAGCAACAGAUCCAGCAGGUCCAGGGUCAGUUGCCUCCGCUGAUGAUACCUGUGUUUCCUCCAGAUCAGAGAACUCUGGCGGCCGCUGCAGCACAACAAGGAUUUCUACUUCCUCCAGGGUUCAACUACAAACCGGGCUGCAGUGACCCUUACCCUCUACAGCUGAUCCCCACAACUAUGGCAGCCGCUGCUGCGGCAACGCCUGGCCUCGGCCCUCUUCAGCUGCAGCAGUUGUAUGCAGCUCAGUUAGCUGCCAUGCAGGUGUCUCCGGGGGCCAAACACAGCACAGUGCCUCAGGCCAACCUGGCAACCGGAACACACUCGCCCACCAGCGGCCAGAGCGAGAAAAACAGAAGCACCCCACCACCAAAGCCCAAGGACGAGGGCGCUCAGCCCUUGAAUCUGUCGUCCAAGCCUAAGGCAUCCGAGAGCAAGUCACCCACCUCCCCCGCUUCCCCACAGGUCCCCACCCUGAAGCUGGGCCCCGGGUCCCUGAAGCACAGCGCCCACUCCAGCAUCGGAGGACCGCCGUCCAGACUCAGCUCCAUAGACCUGCUGUCGUCUAUCACCUCCGGCGGCUACCUGAACGACCAUGAGGCCGUGACCAAAGCUUUCCAGGAGGCCAGACAGAUGAAGGAGCAGCUAAAGAGAGAGCAGCAGGUGCUGGACGCCAAAGUAGCGGCAGUCAACAGCCUGAGCCUCAACAAUGGACGCUCAGAAAAGGAUAAAGCUGCUCUUGAGAGCCUAAGCCAGCAUUUAAAACAGUCUGAAGAGAGCAAGUUCACUCACGCAAUGAUGGACUUUGGCAUCAGUGGAGAUUCAGAUGGAAGCCCGAGUGUGUCGGACUCCCGGAUCUUCAGGGAGGCUCGAGGGCGUGGCGGCAGCAGCGAACCGCACAUCAAGAGGCCCAUGAACGCCUUUAUGGUCUGGGCUAAAGACGAGAGGAGGAAGAUCCUUCAGGCCUUCCCUGACAUGCAUAACUCAAACAUCAGCAAGAUUCUCGGUUCUCGUUGGAAGGCCAUGACCAACCUGGAAAAGCAGCCAUACUAUGAAGAACAGGCCCGUCUUAGUAAGCAGCACCUAGAGAAAUACCCAGACUACAAAUACAAACCACGGCCCAAACGCACCUGCCUGGUGGAUGGAAAGAAAUUGCGCAUUGGUGAAUAUAAGGCCAUCAUGCGCAACCGCAGACAGGAGAUGCGCCAGUACUUCACCGUAGGGCAGCAGACCCAGUUACCCUUGUCCUCAGCGGGCGUAGUGUACCCGGGUGCGCUCUCUAUGGCGGGAAUGCCCUCUCCACAGUUGCCCUCUGAGCACUCGAGCAUGUCAAGUAGCCCCGAACCAGUCCCGCCCACCAGCCAGCCCUCAUACCGCACACACAAAGGGGAGGGGCCUCGUGUGAAGGAGGAGGAGCUCCGAAUGGAUGACGGCAACGGCGACGCCUACGAUGACUUUGACUACGAAGACGAUGACUAUGGCAGUGACAGUGAGAAUCACAUCACUCAGUAAACCUGCCAAUCACAGCCAUCUCACCUGUCACUUGACAUCUCACGCAAGCAAACUUCAUUCCGCCCCCAUACACCGUCCAAUCAGGACUCCUCCAGAGCCAAGCCUGAUAUCCACAGCAAAGCACAGGACCUGUCAAUCAAAAUGACUGUUACAUGAAAAGGAGGGUCUUGUGAAUGAAGUGUAACACUUGCCCUGACUCCCGCUGAGCGAACGUACUGCGGCAAGUUCUUAUUGAAUCACGAGUAAGCUAUGACUACAUAGGAAAAAUGACGCUUGACCGGUUUGUUAUCAAGACAUUUAUUACUAAGGACCUGUCAGUCGACCCGUCAUAGACACUUUAAAAUGGUGGACCUGUUUGUUUCUAAAGAGACACUUUUAAACCGCUUUUUUUUUCUUGGUUCUAUAAUAUUCUCACUCAGGUACACAGUGCCAACAAGUGGCUUGUGAAUGUGAUUUUGUUGUUUUUGUGCUACAGUUUUAAUAGAGAAAAAAGACAUUUAUUUUCCUCUUCACCGUAAAGCACCUGACAGGAGUAAAAUGACAAACAUUUCCUUUUUUUUUUUUCUCUUCGGCGUGCUGUUAGCUGAAUCUCUUUCUAUCAUCCUCACGCCCAUGUGCUCUCACUCAAAGAUGUCUUUUCUUUUGGACGAAAGGAUGGGAAGGGAGGAUUCGCGUCCCUUCACUCAGGAGUUUGGACACCGCUGGAUGACAGACAAUCCCUCCUUCCUCACAUCUUUUCCUCUUGACACGCUUUUACUGUUCCUUUCUCCUCUUCUGUGGGAACUUUGGAUGUUGACGUCUCUCAUGUGUGGAGACAAACUUUAUGAGAUAGCACAAACUUUGUGUUUGGUGAACAGCUGACAUGGAGAGUGAAGCCUCGAGCAGAAUUAUUGUACGCGUGCACAUUUCUUUAUGUUUGUGGAUGAAUGCGCCUUUUGCUAGGUUUUAAGUUAAUUUUUAGUACAUGUAGACAGUUGAUGUGCUGGUCAUGUGAACAUUAACAACAAAAAAACCUAUAAUAUUCAAUACGUACGAUUCAUGCUAGCUGCCAGAUCCUUGAGGAAGGAAACCAAACAUUUAAUAAUUACACUGCAUUUAUAAUUUCUUUAUUUUUCUUUACAUCCGAUCAUUCCUUGUUCAUUUGUUUGUUCGCUUUUUCCUCCUAUCUUACCUUCUUUCUUUUUUGCCCUUUCAUUUUUUUCCUGUCCUUCUCUUUGUCUCCCUGAACAACCUGUUUUUGUCAUAUCUGGGUACAGGGAACAUUGCUCCUCAUUCCGAAAGGAAAAGAGGGGAUGCGGAGAGAAAAGCUCUCUAGAGAAGAGUCUGUGCCUGAAUGGCGUAUUGAAGGAGGAGAAUAGAGUUCCCACAAGCCCCAGUGCUCAGCACUCUGUUUUCAAAGGACAGCUCUGAGAGAAACCAGGGAUCUCCGCACAAGACAAGCACGAGUGUGCGUUUCAAUCAGCGCCCCUUAAUAUAUCUCACAUCUCUCCUCCUCCGCAGGGGUUUGUGUUGUCUCUCUCUUCGCUUUAAUUCCCACACUUUUUUCCAUCUAUCACUCCGUUUAUCAGUGCAGAGGAGUCUCCGAGCCGUGCCAUCAGUCAUCCACUCUCUGUGUGGCUCUGACUGACCCACUCCAUCUUACUGCACCUGUGUGGCUGCUUUUGGCACGAAGACAGCGUUUGAUUGACGGCUGCCCUAACUGUAACUACUCUGCCAGCCUCUCUCUGGCCUGGUGUGGGCAUAAGCGGGCAGCUGGAUGAGAGAGAGACACAAGCUGUUAGGUGAACAGCAGCCAGACUCCAACCAUUAAACAUCUACCCAAAAGCUGUCAACUCGCAAACACAUAUCAAAAUAUAUAUUACGAUUUCACACAUAGAACUAAAAACAUAUUAAGACUUUUCUGGCCUACUUGAGAUUUUUACUUGAGGUACUCUGACACCUGCAGCGCUAGCCAAGUGAUGACCGAUCGCAUUUUGCGUGCUUGUCUUUGUCUAGUCUAUUCGGUUCGAAGAGGUCCAGUCCCGUCUGCUCUGUUGUUUGUAUUUAUGUUCUGCCUCCAUGUCAACGUCACUCUGCUGUCGAGGUUGGGAGGAGCCGUUUCAGACUCUGCAUGUCAAUGUUUUAGUUCGUAUUUGCAAAUACUGUAUUUUAUUUUCAUUAAAACUGCCUCUAGUGUAAUAAUAUUAUUAACAUUAAUUAUAAGAAUAGGCAGCAUUUCCUAAGUUUAGUAAGUUAUGUACAGUAUAAUUUAUUAUUUUCCUCCAGUUGGUUUUUUUUUUAUGAUCGUAUGGAAACUGCGCUUGAUAAAGCAUUAUAUUUAGCUGGGUAGGUAUUUAGAUCUAAUUAUUAUGUUCAAUAUUCUGUUUUUUGUUUUCCUUUUUUUAUUUGUUCUCGUUUUUUUUGUUGAAUUAAUCCUUGUUCUGACGCUGGUAUAUCUCUGAAAAAGUGGUCACGGUGAACUGCUGAUAUGAAGGAAAAGAGACAUUUCUCUUUUUUUCAUUUUCUUUUUCUCCUCCGUGCAUCAUUCAUGAACUCCAAACACAUUUCUUAAAGCACUAGGACUCUGGACACUCGGAGACGAACAUAAUAAGAAGAACAUGAUAUUUUUAUUUGUAAUGGUUUAUGUAUAAUGUGAAGUUUCCUAUCUGUUAAUUCUCUUUUACUUUUACUGAAGAUAAAGAAAACAGCUAUAUUAUA